AUGUUUGUGUACCGGGCUAUUAAUAGUUGCGAUGAGACCUCCGCUGAAACCCAAACGACUUUAGAUUGGACGCCAUAUCAGCGUGCUAAUGUUCUAUCAAGUCAUUUAUGGGGUGAUAUCUUGGCUUGUCUAAUCGGUGGACCCAUAGCGGAACGAUGGGGUGCUCGCUAUGUUGUUUUCUUUGGGAUCCUGGUCAGCGCUGUAUUGACAAUGGCUACUCCUGCCGCUGCCAAGCACAGUUAUAUAUCCAUGUUGGUCGUUAGAUUUAUACUUGGAUUUUUUACUGGAUUCAUAAAUCCAGGGUGCCACGUUUUACUAUCCAGAUGGGCAGUAGCAACUGAUAAAGGCAAAUUCUCUGGAGCACUGAUGGGUGGUAGCAUAGGCAUAUUUAUAGCGUGGAGUAUAUGCGGACAGCUCAUCGAACCUUUUGGUUGGGAAUGGGGAUUCUAUUUCUUUGGAAUCGUCAGUUUUCCACUAAUUGGUUUACUCUGGUUCUUGGUAUACGAUUCACCGGAAAAUCACCCUUACAUUUCUGAAAAGGAGAAACAAUACUUAACUGAUAACAUUCAAGUGCAACGUAAAAAACAAUCGAUUCCGUAUCGUCACAUUUUAACCUCGAUACCGUUUUGGUCAUUGGCGAUUAUUAACUUCGGAAGUGGCUGGGGAAUUUUCUUUGUCAUCACCGCAGCUCCAAACUAUAUCGCAAACGCAUUGGGCUUCAACAUUGCAUCUACCGGGUUAUUAUCGGCAUUAACCUACUUAGCAAAAUCAACUUUCGCGAUCAUGUUUGGAUCAGUUGGAGACUUCCUAUUACAAAGAAAACUCGUUUCAUUGAAUAUGCUAAGAAAGUCUUCCAUCUUUAUUUCUCACGUGAUACCGGGUUUGGGUCUAAUAAGUAUGGCAUAUCCCGGAAUGCAGCCAGCGUAUUAUAUCGCUUUGAUAACGGGGGUAAUGGCAAUGAAUGGCUCUGUGACUUUGACAACUGCUGUGAAUGGACACGAUUUGACAAGGAAUUUCGCUGGUACCGUAAACGGCAUAGUGUUUGCAAUGAUGACAGUUGCAGGAAUAAUAACUCCUUAUGUUACUGCCUUUUUCACAAAGGACGAUGAGACAAGUGCAGCUUUAUGGCAACCCGUGUUUUAUACGGGAGGUUCAGUAUUCAUGGCCACUGGAUUACAAUUCUUGUUCCUGGGUUCGACAAAGACUCAAUAUUGGAAUGAUAUCACCAAAGAGAAAGAUGCAGAAGAUCAAGAAAAAAAUUAAAUCACAUUCCUAUACUGCUCAAAGAAUGAAUAAUUAAUAAGUGCGCACGUUUUU
Molecule: messenger RNA, 1317 nt
Organism: Bombyx mandarina (wild silkworm)
Lineage: Eukaryota; Metazoa; Arthropoda; Insecta; Lepidoptera; Bombycidae
Product: dietary and metabolic glutamate transporter
Biological process (GO): monoatomic anion transport; transmembrane transport
Cellular component (GO): membrane
Molecular function (GO): transmembrane transporter activity
Source: RefSeq, a predicted model, not a curated record